AUGCUGUCAAAUUCUUUCUCCGGUAGCUCCAAGAAACCAUAUUAUAUGAGAAAUAUUAACAGAUUACUUUCUAGAUUUGAUCGCACACAAAUCUAUGAGAUAUUGGAAUACUUCAUGUUAGAAAAUGUCGAAUACGGCCGUGGGCGCUACGCCCCUACACCAGAAUUUGCUAUAUGUGCUAUUCUUUAUCACCUAGCCUGGCCUACAAGGCUUUACGAAUCGCAGCUCCUAUUUGGCCGCUCUGCCACAUAUAUAUCGGUCGUUUUGAAGCUUAAUUUGAGAUAUCUAGCGGUUCGUUAUAACCAUAUCCUUGACUGGCACCCUUCCUUGACGUAUGAGCGCAUGGCCACUCACGCCAGCAGCCUAGAAAGGGUCUCUAGGAGUGCCAUACGGAUUUGGGGGUUUAUUGAUGGCACUUUUCGUGAGAUAUGCCGACCAAUCAGGGAUCAGGAAAUAUUUUAUAAUGGCUAUGGGGGUGCACAUGGCAUCAAAUAUCAAGGGAUUGUGGCACCUGACGGCCUUAUCCUUUCUCUUCACGGGCCUUUCCCCAGCUCCAUGCACGAUAUUACCAUGUAUCGGUCCUGCGGGCUUCCCGAGAAGCUUCGUGAAAUAAUGAAACAACGAGAACAGCUAUUUUUAUAUGGGGAUAUUGCCUACACCAGUUCUUUCCGAAUUAUUACUCCAUACAAGGCCACGAGACCUCUUACGCGCGAGGAGAAGCGGCUCAAUAAGGUGCUGUCAAGCGACCGGAUAGGGAUUGAGAAUGCUUUUGGCCCGAUCAACGUGCCUUAUUACAGCCUGUGGCUCUUCAUUAUCGAAUAUCUAUUUUACUAA
Messenger RNA from Talaromyces stipitatus ATCC 10500, 834 nucleotides. RefSeq lists its product as uncharacterized. Bases 1 to 834 code for a protein of 277 amino acids. NCBI's taxonomy places the organism in Eukaryota, Fungi, Ascomycota, Eurotiomycetes, Eurotiales, Trichocomaceae. The record is from RefSeq and is a predicted model, not a curated record. The transcript has 2 exons.